Messenger RNA from Dermacentor albipictus, 4743 nucleotides. RefSeq names its product protein transport protein Sec16A-like. Gene Ontology annotation, cellular component: endoplasmic reticulum exit site; ER to Golgi transport vesicle membrane. Gene Ontology annotation, biological process: COPII vesicle coat assembly; Golgi organization; autophagy. The record is from RefSeq and is a predicted model, not a curated record. Lineage: Eukaryota; Metazoa; Arthropoda; Arachnida; Ixodida; Ixodidae.
AGGUCGGAAGAGGAAGAAGUCGGCGCGUGGUGGCACGUGCCACGUGGAACACGCGCAUUCCGGCCGUUGUUCGACAGAACGGAAAGAAGAUGAAGAGGCACGGAUCUGCUGACGUCCUGCACGUCGCCGGCGCCCCGACGCCGAGCGCCGAGGUCGCCUCGCGGACCACCAUGGCCGCCGCACCUGCCACACAUCAUCGGGUCUUCGCCGCCGCUGCCACCGCCGCAAGUGCGGUGUGACACACGCCAACUUCAACGCUCUUCAGUUGCAUUGUGCGCCAUCGGCCCCGACCUGACUUUGUUCGGCGCGACCGACGUGCGAUCCCUUCGUAAUCAUGGCUCCAGCAGCGCCAUCCAACCUGCACGACCGGCCCGCCUCACGGGCACGUUCCCUCACGGGAGAGACUGGUGAAGUGGCGCAAUAUUCGCCGCCCGUCGAGCUUCGAGCCAAUGUGCCUGUGAUGGUGACUGAUACUGGUGACUUCGAGGACCAUGUUGUGGUGUCGCACAGGCAACAGCGGAGUCGAGCGCCAGGCGUGGCAACGCCCGCACCGACGCGCCGAAGCCGCCAUGAGUGGGAAGAACAGGAAAGUGUAGGAACUGCCGGUGCUUCAUUGCCUUCGCCUGAACAGUUGUCGUCCGUGCCGGACCUCACCUGGCCAGAGGCACAAUCGACGCUCCCGGCCAGGACCGAGCCGCCGGGAUGCACCGCUGAGAGUGAUAACUUGCCUGCUGUCCCGGAAAGAAGUGAUUGGGAGGACGUGAAUGGCUCUCCGCUGAUACCACGGUCUGAUGCCGCAUCACCUUCGCGUGGUCACGCUUCCCCUGUCUACGACGCUGGCUGUACUUGUGUCGCUGUUACGCACCACAAGCGCAAUGCAAAGAAGACCGGCAACGAUUUGCGCGUAUGGGAGCGCGAAUCUCGAAGCGCAGAAAACAACGAAGAACAAUCUUACUGUCGGCUUAACGCGAGUUGCAAAAUUUCUACGGACGCAGGGCGCGGCAGGGAAUAUAGAGAGCGUCGUGACUCAAGGCCAGCCGACGACCGAAUCAGCGAAGAAAUUCUAAAUUUUAAAAGAAAUUGCGACUUCAGUAGUUAUCAAAGUGGUGGAGGAGUCCCCAUGAGAGGCCAAGAUCUGAGAAGAGACCGCCAGUCUAAUAGAGGAGCUGAUCGGAGAGAUGUUUCGGAAGAGGAUUUCGAGCAAUACAAUAGAAAAGGCGGUAGAAGACGACCGAAGGAGGACAGAAGGGCGGGGGACGUAUAUCACGAUUACAGAAGGGUGCACUGGAGUUGUGACAACUAUGACGACCGGAGAGCGUACAGGGACGAGAAAUUCGGGGCCGACUUCCACGAGCCCGCCCGUUUCCACCAUCGGCUAGACCAGUGGAGAAUGGAGAGAAGCCACGUCAAAAGAAAGGAACAUCGGUUCGUCCGCACUAGUGACCGUUACGACGAAAGACGUGAAAACCGUCGACAACCGCCCGGAACGUGCCCGGAACCCUGCCUGAAUGAACAGGACUGGCGAACCGAACGAACACACCUCAAACGUGAGCCCGACUUUUCUUCUGGGGAUCCACGAAAAACAUAUCGUGUUAGCAGGCACCCAAAAUUCCAUGGCAAUGACCUGUCCACUGGCGCUCUCUACGACCGGGGGUGCGUUGACGAUGCUACUUGCAAUUGCAAAUACGGCGACUACGGGAGAAAACGCGACGGCUGCAGUCAUUACGAGUACGCACCACGUUUGGGCCACGAAAACAUGUAUUACGAUGAGUUAUACCGGACCAACCCAGUGUACAGGCAGCAAGUCGAUGCAUACUAUUCCCGUUUUGGCUACAGCUCUGCGCAGCAAAUUGACUGGUGGAAUGUGCGCGCUGGGCCAUUGUCCGCCGACGCGUACUUGCGCUGGAACCAAAAUUUUGCCGACGACCAUGUCCACGACAAUGCACCCGAGCUACAAGAAGUGCUGAAGUUCCCACGACCACACCCUAUUGUCAGUUUCUGCGGCCUCAAUGGCCUGGUCAAGCUGGUUCCCACUAUCAGUGGAAGUAAUCCGCCGCAACUCAUCGAGAUUCACAGCCUCACGCCCUUGUUUCAGAAGGAGCCAUGUUUCCGCGAACUAGAGGCAUUUCCGGGACCUCUGAUUAGGUCCGAAACGCACAAGCACACCGUGAUCCACUUUUGCAAGAAGAAGAUCGCGUCAUUUGCCAAAAUCCCCGACUUGCCCGAUCGGUCCUCGCACAUUCUUCUCUGGGAGCUGCUUGUGCUCCUGCUCCGACAGAACGGGCUGGUCUCGGGUUCGGAAAUUGCAGAGCUGUUGAUUAAGGACCAUGAAAUGUUGGAGCCGACACCGUCAGUGCUAUGUUCCCGGCCAAUGUGCGAUGGGGAUGCGGAUGUAUCAUCCAAGAGCUCUGGUGUGUGCACCGGCUCGUCGUUUGAUGACAUCGCGGUGUGCGACGGCAGCCAGCUCGGAACCAUUACCACUAGUCACGCAGUCGCGAAGUUCCGCGAGUUCCUACUCUUUGGACGCAAAAAGUGCGCUUUGGAGUGGGCCGAGAAGCACGGUCUCUGGGGUCACGCGCUGUCGCUGGCCUCAAGGAUAGACAACAGAACGCAUGCAGCCAUGAUGGCUCGCUUCACGAACGCUCUGUCCCUGAAUGACCCUCUGCGUACGCUGUACCAACACCUGUCUGGACGACAGCCCGCUGCUGUCACUCUCGUUGCCGCCGAGAAAUGGGGCGAAUGGAGACCUCAUUUGGCCAUGAUCCUCUCCAACCCAUCGACAUGUCCGGAAACAGACGCCCGUAGCGUCACCAUCCUUGGCGACGCUUUAGCCAGCCAUGGCUGCUUAUCGGCAGCGCAUUUCUGCUACGUGGCUGCCCAUGCCGAGUUUGGGUCGUAUUCUCGCAAGUGCAACAAGCUUGUGUUGCUCGGAGCCAGCCACCAGACGCUCCCGUUUCGCGAGUUUGCGUCCAACGAGGCAAUCCACUGCACGGAGAUCUACGAGUACGCCCGCUCUCUGUCCGACCCCAGCUACACGCUACCGCAUUUGCAGCUGUACAAGUUUCUUCAUGCCAUGCGGCUCGCUGAGUACGGAUUUCCGGAAGAGGCGCUUCUCUACUGUGAGAUUCUGGCAGAGGCGAUGGCGCAGCACUGCGUGUCGGUGCACAUAGCAGCACAGACAUAUGAGUUGGCCAACCGAUUGAAGUACCACGUGCCAGAGUUUAUCCAAGAGCAAACGGAGCGACACGAGAUCGGCGAGGCUACUUGGCUGGAUGCCCUUGCCCAAAUGGUCUCUGAACAUCGAGCAGCUGACAAUAGCGCCGUGCCCCAGGCUGGAGAUCAUUGCACCUUUAGAAGCGAUGGAGAGAGUGAUGAAACUGGUUUCAUGACUGAAAUAUUGAGUGCGGACAGCGGUUUCCAGAGUCAGCCAAAUGUUGCCAGCGCGGACUUUUUGGGGUGCGACACCGACGGAUAUGUUCUGCGGCAGCCAGAAAACUACUUCAGCUCUUACGUAGACACUUCUGUGUGCAAGGAUAUUUCACCGCCGCUAGAACAGUGGAGUUCAGUGGCGGAUACACAUGCUGCAGUCUCAGCUGCGGCUGAGCAAUGCAGCUCGAUGGCGGAGGACGCCGCCCGUGAAAACUCUCAAAUUCAAGCGUCGGCCGAUCUUUCAUUCCUUGCGACAGCUCCGCCAACUGUCGAAGACUGUCGUCAAUCAGCACAGCCUCACCUAUCGCCUCACCUAUCGACACCUUCGAACGAGUGCAACUUUACGGGUGCAACGAGUGCAACCCAACCGUGUGUAAGCAACAGGUCAUCACAGACAGACACUUCGGUACCACCAUGUCCGCCUGCCAGCACGGAGGCCGUGCGAUUCGACUACUACAGUGCUUCAGUUUAUCAGCAACACCCCGAAACUUUGACUUCGCAGGAUUGCGGUAGCGGCGUCAGCAGCAGCACAGACGUUCGCGUCCGGCGAGACUACGUUGACGACACGACCGCGUCCUCUGUGCACCGACGUGUUCAACCAAAGCGCCCAACGUCUGAAUCGGAACGUGCCAGACCAGCUACUGAUAAGCCACGAGAGGCUGCCAGAAAGAGCUGGCUGGGGGCCAUCUUUGGGAAAAUAGCUCCGAGGCAACCCAACCAGAUCAUUCUUCCGGAUGACAAUGACCCCUGCAUUGUGUGGGACGAGGAGAAGAAGUGUUGGGUGGACAAGAAUGCUGUGCCCGGUGAAGCGGACGGGCCGAUGGCGGCGCCUCCAAAGGACUCCAGUUUUGGAGGCCAGAAAUCGUUCAGCGGUAAGCCCGGACAGAGCCGGUUUCACUUGAGCAAGCAGCGCUCUCUGCGCAGACGCUACGUGGAUGUGCUUAACGCAGACAGUAGUAAGGCAUCUGGUGACUCUCCCUCAACGCCGACGCCGUUUUUAGAAGAGCAACCGGCUUGCACGCAAGGCGCGCCCAAGCUUUUCGUUCCCCAACUUUCGACCCAACAGAGCGGCGGCUCUGGAUGUGACUUUGUAUCUUGUGCUCCCGUGCCAGACCAGACAGCGACUCCGGCUCUGCCGUUAUCACCAGUGACAUCGGUACACUACUGGUCAUCACCUAUGCCCACGCCAGCGCCAAUGAUGUUCAGCACGACAUCUAGUACUGCAACCGGAUAGACACCGGAGACAUCAGCUUCAGAGUUCCUUUUCAUUUUUUUCCCUUGCAAAUACAGAUCAUUAGUUGUGGCUCUCCUGCA